AUGGCAUAUCCUCGUACCUUUCCAUUCCGCCUCCAUGCCAUCCUGGAACACAUCUGUGACACACAGGAUGUUGAUGCUGAGGGCAGCAUCGUCUCUUGGACUCCUACUGGGAAAAGUUUCAGGAUUCACAACCUCGGCGCCUUCAAGAAAUGCGUUUUGCCGAAGUACUUCCCAAAGCAGAGCAAGUACAAGUCUUUUCUCCGACAGCUGCAAUAUUAUGGUUUUAUCAACUAUGGCUUCGGCCACUUUGGUCAUCCCUUCUUCCUUCGACAGAACAAGGCGCUUUUGUCCCAGAUCAAGCACAAUAAGGCAAGCACCUCUGUUUCUGCUGCUGCGGCCGAAAAACGUAAAGAUUAUUUGCUACUACCAGAAUCACCAACGCAAGGGGGCGCCAGAGAAUCGUUGGACCGGUUCAUCAUCGAGGAAGUUACUGCUCGAGAUGAUGAUGCCCAACACACGGUAAAAUUCAAUUCGAAUGCCCUCACAAUGUUGGCUUUGCCUCGGUUGCGGCAUGCGGAAGUGUUGGCGCAGGUGAAACUCGGACUGGCGUCACUACAAAACGCUUCCCGGUCAUCACAUUUGAGCUUGGUCGACAUUCAAGCUCUCAAUCAUUGGACAGUGAGAUGCGGGCGACAAGAACUUGCCAGACAAGUCCUCCUAUCGUCAUUGACAUCAAGUCCGUUGAGCCUGAACAACAUGCUUGCAAGACGACAGGUUGACCUUGCGCUACUCAAACUAGGAACUGCCACCACCUUCCAUCGACAGGACUAA
Messenger RNA from Cylindrotheca closterium, 771 nucleotides. The record is from the annotation of a GenBank genome assembly. Lineage: Eukaryota; Bacillariophyta; Bacillariophyceae; Bacillariales; Bacillariaceae.